This is a messenger RNA of Striga hermonthica, 2955 nucleotides long. The record is from the annotation of a GenBank genome assembly. NCBI's taxonomy places the organism in Eukaryota, Viridiplantae, Streptophyta, Magnoliopsida, Lamiales, Orobanchaceae.
AUGGCUAAUUGUUGUGAAAAAUGUGUUCUUGCUGGGUUUCUCGUCGUGUUUUUGAGAUUUAUCGGUGUGGACUGCGGCGAUGAUGGGUCUAUUUUGCUGGAGAUGAAGAAGUCAUUCAGAGAUGUGGAUAAUGUGCUGUAUGACUGGACUGACUCCCCAUCUUCAGAUUAUUGUGCUUGGAGAGGGAUUACGUGUGAUAACGUCACCUUCAAUGUUGCUGCUCUUAAUCUUUCAGGAUUGAACCUUGAUGGAGAAAUUUCACCUGCAAUUGGACAGCUGAAAGGCCUGGUCUCCAUUGAUUUGAGGGGUAAUAAGCUGUCAGGGCAAAUCCCGGAUGAGAUUGGAGACUGCUCCGCAUUGAAUAGUUUGGAUUUGUCGUUCAACGAGCUCUAUGGUGAUAUCCCUUUCUCGAUUUCAAAGCUAAAGCAGCUUGAAAACUUGAUUUUGAAAAAUAAUCAAUUGAUUGGUCCUAUUCCCUCAACACUCUCUCAGAUUCCUAACCUAAAAAUAUUGGACAUGGCUCAGAACAAGCUAAGUGGAGAAAUACCAAGACUAUUAUAUUGGAAUGAGGUUUUGCAAUACCUGGGGUUGCGAGGAAACAACCUACAGGGCUCACUCUCUCCCGAUAUGUGUCAGCUAACCGGCCUGUGGUAUUUUGAUGUUCGAAACAAUAGCUUGAGUGGUUCGAUUCCGGAAAGUAUAGGAAACUGCACCGCCUUUCAGGUUUUGGACCUGUCGUACAACAAUUUUACUGGGGAGAUCCCAUUCAAUAUUGGGUUUCUCCAAGUUGCGACGCUGUCCUUGCAGAAUAACCGUUUUUCUGGGCAAAUCCCAACAGUCAUUGGCCUGAUGCAGGCACUUGCUGUGUUAGAUCUAAGCUUCAACAUGUUGAGUGGCACAAUCCCACCAAUUCUUGGAAAUUUGUCUUACACAGAGAAACUAUAUCUCCAUGGGAACAAGUUAACUGGGCCAAUACCUGCUGAACUUGGAAAUAUGACAAAAUUGCACUACCUGGAACUGAAUGAUAAUCUUCUCACUGGACGUAUUCCUCCCGAACUUGGAAAGCUCACUGAUUUGUUCGACCUAAAUGUAGCAAACAAUCGCUUGGAGGGGCCUAUACCAGAUAAUCUUAGCUCUUGUACAAAUCUGAAUAGCCUCAAUGCACAUGGAAACAAAUUGAAUGGAAGUGUACCCCUAUCAUUUCAGAAGUUGGAAAGCAUGACCUAUUUGAACCUAUCCUCCAACAACCUCAGGGGCCCCAUUCCUAUAGAGCUAUCUAGGAUCGGCAACCUGGACACUUUAGACCUCUCAAACAAUAAGCUCAGUGGUUCUAUGCCGUCUUCUCUUGGCGACUUGGAACAUCUCCUAAAACUUAAUUUGAGCCAUAAUGGAUUGACCGGGUUUAUACCUGCGGAGUUUAGCAACUUGAGAAGUGUAAUGGAAGUAGAUCUUUCAAAUAACUACCUAUCAGGUCCAAUCCCACCGGAACUUGCCCAGCUUCAGAAUGUUUUCAUGUUGAAUUUGGAAAGAAACAACAUAUCGGGUGAUGUAAUGUCUCUUGCUGGUUGUCUCAGUCUCACAGUACUGAAUGUAUCAUAUAACAAUCUUGUUGGUUAUAUUCCUUCCGGAAAUAACUUCUCUAGGUUUCCCCCCGACAGUUUCUUGGGCAACCCAGGUAUUUGUGGCUAUUGGCUGAGUUCUUCAUGUCAUCAAGCCCACACAGCUGAGCGAGUUUCAAUUCCUAAAGCAGCUAUACUUGGAAUAACUCUGGGCUCCUUGGUUGUUCUUCUUUUAAUAUUGAUCGCUGCUUGUCGGCCACACAACCCAAAAUCAUUUAUCGAUAGCCCACUCGACAAACCAGUUAAUUACUCGUCGCCAAAGCUCGUUAUCCUUCACAUGAACAUGGCACUCCAUGUGUACGAGGACAUCAUGAGGAUGACUGAGAAUUUGAGUGAGAAGUACAUAAUCGGUUAUGGGGCAUCGAGCACCGUCUACAAAUGCGUGCUCAAAAACUGCAGGCCAGUGGCUGUCAAGAAACUCUACUCACACACACAUUGCCUCAAGGAAUUUGAAACCGAGCUGGAAACAGUCGGGAGUAUCAAGCACCGGAACUUAGUCGGCCUCCAAGGAUAUUCCCUUUCACCUUCCGGAAACCUCCUUUUUUACGAUUACAUGGAAAAUGGAAGCUUGUGGGAUCUCCUUCAUGGGACAACUAAAAAGAAAAAACUUGACUGGACCUUGCGUCUUCGCAUAGCACUGGGUGCAGCCCAGGGGCUUGCCUACCUGCAUCAUGACUGCAGCCCACGGAUCAUCCAUCGAGACGUGAAGUCAUCCAACAUUUUGCUCGACAGGGAUUUCGAGGCCCACCUCACGGAUUUUGGCAUUGCAAAGAGGCUGUGCCCAUCCAAAACCCACACCUCGACUUACCUCAUGGGAACAAUUGGUUACAUCGACCCAGAAUAUGCUCGAACUUCUCGUCUGACCGAAAAAUCCGAUGUCUACAGUUAUGGGAUCGUUCUUUUGGAGUUGCUCACCGGGUGGAAACCCGUGGACAACGAGUCCAAUCUCCAUCAUCUGAUACUGAACAAGGCCGCGAGCAACUCGGUUAUGGACACGGUCGAUCCUGGGAUCUUGGAAACGUGCAAGGAUCUUGGGGAGGUGAAGAAGGUGUUCCAGCUGGCGCUUUUGUGCACCAAACGACAGCCAACCGAGCGGCCGAGCAUGCAUGAGGUUGUACGAGUUCUUGGAUCAAUGGUGCCACCUGUCACAGAACCCGAUAAUGGUAAGCCGUUUGGCACACCUGCUCCACUACUCCAGUCGGGUAAAGUCCAGUGUUAUGUAGACGAGUAUGCGAAUCUGAAAGCGCCACACUUGGUCAACUGCUCGUCUGUAAGCACCUCGGAUGCGCAGCUUUUCCUUAAGUUUGGGGAGGUGAUUUCCCAGAACAGUGUCUAA